AUGCGUCAGCAAGAACCAAUCAGAAUUCAAGAAGGUUUUCUGACGUCAAGAUGCAACCACGUCCCGCAAGGACUAGAGGGGCAACCAAUGGGAAGCGGGUUAGGAAUUGCUUGUGACAGAAAACCAUUGGUUUUUGUUAUAUCACAUUCCAAUAAUGUGCACCUUAACGGCUUGAACUUUGAGAACAGUCCACAAAAGCACAUUAUAAUUAAAAGUCCAUCACGGGUGUAUGACUCUCACCUCACCAUUGGAGCUCCUGAGCAUAGCCCCAACAUUGAUGGAAUUCACGUUCAACAGUCCUCAGAUGUGUUUAUAGAUCAAACUCGCAUUGGAACAGGUGAUGACUGCAUCUCAAUCGGUGACGGUGGGGAAGGAGAGUUCAAUACGGUGGCAUUCGUUUAUGUUGCCACUGUUGAGUUUACAGGAACACAGAAUGGAACAUCAGCUGUGGCAAUUAGCAAUGUCAUGGAUAAUGGACUGUAUGGAACAUCAAGUCGAGAAACUGGAGUGUUAUUUGCAUGUAGCACAACAAUUCCAUGCACAAAUAUUGUUAUGAAAAACAUUCAUUUAGAGUCCAGUAAAGAGGGCAAGGAAAUAUCAGCAUACUGUCUCAAUGUUCAAGGACUUGCAAAUAGCCAAGUCUCCCCAACAGUGCCUUGUUUAUUUCUAGAUGAGUCUUUGUAG
Molecule: messenger RNA, 684 nt
Organism: Pistacia vera
Lineage: Eukaryota; Viridiplantae; Streptophyta; Magnoliopsida; Sapindales; Anacardiaceae
Product: exopolygalacturonase clone GBGA483-like
Exons: 6
Coding region: 1-684 (227 amino acids)
Biological process (GO): carbohydrate metabolic process
Molecular function (GO): polygalacturonase activity
Source: RefSeq, a predicted model, not a curated record